AUGCAGGUAUCAUUUGGAAAAGAUGAAUUGAAUGCAUAUGUAACUCGGAAGGAAUUUUCUGAUUUAUUGGAAAAAUUCCAAAAACUCAAACAACGGGUGAGGGACUUAGAAAAAACGAAGAAAGUGAAGAAAGUGGUCCCACCUGCAGCAGUAAAAGACCUUUCGGUGUCCUCUCCACAGACUCCUCAAAUGUCUGGAGAACAGUCUCAGCAACAAACCGAGCAACAGUACCAGGGAGAAGAGGUUGCUGUACAUGUGCUAGGGCUGUAUAAUGGAAAGACAUAUGAGGAACUGGAGGACUCUAUUGAGAGAGUUCAAAACAGAACCCUAUUCCAGCAGUUUGUAGCAAAGAAAAAGCAAAUGGAUAGCCAGAACCGGAGAGGCACACAGAAUGAGCGCAUGUUGUGGCAUGGUACAGCUCCUACUACUGUGGAUAGUAUCAACGCUCAUGGUUUCAACCGUAGUUAUUGUGGAAAAAAUGCUGUUGCCUAUGGAAAUGGAGUUUACUUUGCUGUGAAUUCUCAAUAUUCUGCUCAGCCACAAUACUCAGUCCAAGAUGCCAAUGGAUAUAAUCGAAUGUACCAGUGCCGAGUUUUGACUGGAGAAUUUACCAUAGGUCAAGGAAGAAUGAGGGUGCCCCCACAAAAGGGAAGUCAAGGUCAUAUCCUGUAUGACUCUGUUGUAGACAAUACAACUACGCCAUCCAUUUUUGUCAUAUUUCAUGACACACAGGCAUAUCCUGAAUACAUAGUCACCUUUUCCUAAGUACAGUUUUGUCAAGAGGAUGAAACUAUAGCAGUGAUCUAUUUAAGCUUGCCUCAGACCUGCUUCCAAAUUAUUUGUUCAUUCAUAGUUACCAGACACAGACCAUAGUCCAUCUCAAUAACAAACACUGUAUAACAUGUGCAUUGAUUUAAACUAAUAAUUGAUACAACUGAGGUAAUACCAAAAACUUGCAACAGAAAAGCAGUUACCUGGCUUCAAACAAUUGCCUCAAAUGUGGAAAUAAACCAGGAAGAUUUUAUCUAUCAACAUUGAGCUUCAGGAGAAUAACAAGAGUAAGAUAUCUGUGAUAGUAAGACAAUACAUAGAAUUAGAACUAGUGUUCCUUAACAGUUCAAGACCUCUUUAAGAACAGUUUAAGUACAGUUCUUGAAAUAUAUUCAAGAACAGUUCAAGAAUACUUCUUGAACUGUUCUUGAAUUUUCACAGGGGUUAUUUUUAGGGUGUCCUUCUAUUCUGAGAAUUGGUAAUUCUAUGUAUUAUGUCUUACUAUCACAAAGUAAACUAUGAAUGUGUUUCGAUCAAUUGGCUGUCACGGUGAACUUUGACCAAGACUA
Molecule: messenger RNA, 1340 nt
Organism: Pecten maximus
Lineage: Eukaryota; Metazoa; Mollusca; Bivalvia; Pectinida; Pectinidae
Product: protein mono-ADP-ribosyltransferase PARP15-like
Exons: 4
Coding region: 1-765 (254 amino acids)
Biological process (GO): negative regulation of gene expression
Cellular component (GO): nucleus; cytoplasm
Molecular function (GO): transcription corepressor activity; NAD+ poly-ADP-ribosyltransferase activity
Source: RefSeq, a predicted model, not a curated record